Gossypium raimondii (Peruvian cotton) is the source of this 1091-nucleotide messenger RNA. RefSeq names its product endo-1,3;1,4-beta-D-glucanase. The transcript has 7 exons. The record is from RefSeq and is a predicted model, not a curated record. Gene Ontology annotation, molecular function: hydrolase activity. Lineage: Eukaryota; Viridiplantae; Streptophyta; Magnoliopsida; Malvales; Malvaceae. Bases 64 to 780 code for a protein of 238 amino acids.
UUUGAUCAAACAAACCAAGUGGAACUUUUUUUUUUAUUGCUUAGGAGAAAAGAGAAGAAAACAAUGUCAGGUCCUCAGUGCUGUUCGAAUCCACCAACAUUGGAUUCCGCAAGUGGGGCUGGUCACGUUGAGAAUCUUGCUGGUCUCAACACUUAUGUUUCUGGGUCUCUUCAAUCUAAGCUUGCUGUUUUUCUUAUCUCUGAUAUUUUCGGAUAUGAGGCUCCAAACUUUAGAAAGCUCGCGGACAAGGUUGCAGCCGCUGGGUUCUAUGUGGUGGCUCCUGACUUCUUUUAUGGAGAACCCUAUGACCCUAAUAACCCUGAUAGACCUCUAUCUGUUUGGAUAAAGGAUCAUGGACCGGAUAAAGGUUACGAGGAUGCAAAGCUCGUAAUUGACGCUUUGAAAAGUAAAGGGGUUUCAUCCAUUGGAGCUGCUGGGUUCUGUUGGGGUGCUAAAGUUGUGGCUGAACUGGCUAAGGAUCCCCUUAUCCAAGCAGCUGUAAUGUUACAUCCUUCAUUUGUGAUUGUGGACGAUAUCAAAAGUGUGAAGGUGCCCAUUGCGAUAUUGGGAGCUGAGCAUGACCAUAUGUCUCCCCCAGAGCUUUUAAAACAGUUUGAUGAGAUCUUAAAAGCGAGUGAGGUUGAUAGCUAUGUGAAGAUAUUUCCUAAAGUUGCCCAUGGAUGGUCGGUGAGAUACGAUGUCAAUGAUCUGGCAGCUGUGUCGAGCGCUAACGAAGCUCAACAAGAUAUGCUGGAGUGGUUUGCAAAGUACGUUAAGUGAGAAACUUAUCCGAUGGUGAUGGGAGUUUAUGCGUGUUAUUUAGAAUUCUGUCUAAAAAUAUGGUCGUGUUUCUGUAGAAUAAAGGUUAAAUUUUAGUGCAUUGUGCCUUAUUGCGUAAAACGGAACAUUGUAACACAUAGAAAAGCUUGAACAGAUGUGUCUAUGUUUUACCAUUUAGCCAAUGCAUUGGAAUUUGUUGGUUAUGUGGUUCAAUAUUAUGGGUUUGUGUAAUCUGAUUAUAAAUUCCAAGAAUCAUGAAAGGGCUAAUCAUAAAUUUGUGUUAUAAAUUCAGCUUGGUUUUUGCCUAUUAA